Nomia melanderi (Alkali bee) is the source of this 1417-nucleotide messenger RNA. Its product is annotated as leucine-rich repeat-containing protein 59. Lineage: Eukaryota; Metazoa; Arthropoda; Insecta; Hymenoptera; Halictidae. Gene Ontology annotation, molecular function: protein binding. The record is from RefSeq and is a predicted model, not a curated record. Gene Ontology annotation, cellular component: cytoplasm.
UUAAAUUUGACACUCGUGCCUGAGUGGUACCAGUAUACUUACUAUCGAAGAUCGGUGUCUAUAAGCCACGUGGAUUCUAUUACCGUUAAGCACUUUCUGCUUCCACUGAUUAAAGUAUGAAAUUUUCAAUUGUAUGGUUGUGACAAAAUAACAAAAUAUUUUAUUGUCUUUUAAAUUAACAUCGAGAUCUUUUAAUUAGCAUUGUAUUAUGCUGUUUGCCGAAAGGUGACGCUACGAAAAACUGAAGACACGGCAAAGUUUUCCAUAUUUUACUGCAUUAUUUGUUUCACUGAAAAAAUUCCUGUGCCGUUAAAAUGAAUUUAAAAAAUAUUAAAGAUAGACUGAAAGAUGAUACAUUGGAUCUUAGUUUAUGUGACCUGAAAGAAGUGCCUGUUCGAGAAAUCGCGACUGUUAAGAAAGCAAGGAAUUUGGAUUUAUCAAACAAUUUAUUAGCUGCUUUGCCUAAUACUUUUGUCAAUCUUAAGCAAAUAAUUCAAUUAGAUCUCAGUAGAAAUAUGUUAACAGAGAUUCCUGAAAAUUUUGGAGAAUUAAAACAACUGCGAUAUUUGGAUCUCUACGAGAAUCAGAUAAGCAGGCUACCUCUUAGUUUAAGUGAAUUGAAGAAUCUAAGGUGGCUGGAUUUAAAGGAAAAUCCAUUAACUCCUGCAGUAGCCAGUGUGGCUGGUCCCUGUAGUAAUUUAACCGAAUGUCAAGCCUGUGCUCGCAAUAUUGUUAUGUACUUGUCACGUGUAAAACUCAGUAUCGAAGAAGAGAAAUUACGAAGAUUAAAUGCUGUCACAAAUGCAGAGACUGAUACCUUAUUAACAAAAAAGGUUGGAAAAAAGAAAAAAAAGAAAACAGCGGAGAAGGAUAAUAAAGAAAAUGCACAUGAAAGUAAAUCGACGUCUUCAACCGAAGAGCCGCAAGUAGGCGCAAAUAAGGUUGUAAUACCAGCAAUGGGACAAAAUAAUCCAAACACCGACGAAGAACACGCAUUGAAAGGCAAGUACACAAUUGCACAGUUUCUUCUUCUAAGUUUGAUCACUGGCAUGCUAAUAAUCGUAGUUCUGCCAAUGUAUUCAGAGCGGUGUAACACGCUUAUAAACUAUAUAGAAAGAAAUACGGGUGUACCUUUGAAAGAAUUUCAGAAACACAGCAUCAAUACGUUCCAAUUUUCUAUACGGGCUGCAACCAUGUGGACCAAAAGCAUUUGCAAAGAUUUAUACUAUGUCUAUGAAAACAGCUUUAGGGGGAAUAUGAGUGAGCUAUCGAACAAAUAAAAAAUGUUAAUAAUAGCAGUGCACCAGCUUGAAUGUAAGAGACGACAUAUUAUUAUAUAAGAAUCAGGGCUUCUGUUAUUUAUUUUGAUGAAUUAAAAAUAAUUACAAAUAUACGAAAGAUCUUCGUUUUCAUGAAA